CUGGCUUCUAGCAUGUCGCCCAACGAUAAUGAUAUUGACGCAACUUCCAGUGCAGAAUACAAUCAUCACGACUAUGAAAACUGGAAAGAACUUCAAGCCGCUCGAGUCGAACGCUUAAAUACCCCUUUCAGCGUUUUCCGAAGACGACAGUAUCAUCGCCUCUGCAGACACCAAGAAUACAAGCAGGCAAAGGAAUCUCAGACCCAGCAUCUGAAAGAUCUGGUCGAUGACCGCAUCAGUAAAGCACGUCCUCAAGACGGUUGUUCACCUCGAAGUUCCCACUCCUCCAACAAUUCUUCUUCGACUACAGACAUGCCUUCACCUUGAGCCCAGCGGACUUCUUGUGCAGAACUAGAUCAUUUUGACACCGCCACUACACUACAUGAUACAUUCACCCUCCUUUUCACUCGAUACCCUCUACUUCCUUACGUCAGACUCAGCCGUGGUGCAAUUCUAAAACAAGACCUCAAAGGUUCAACAGCGUACGGGAU
This is a messenger RNA of Exophiala mesophila, 491 nucleotides long. RefSeq lists its product as uncharacterized. The transcript has a single exon. Lineage: Eukaryota; Fungi; Ascomycota; Eurotiomycetes; Chaetothyriales; Herpotrichiellaceae. Bases 13 to 327 code for a protein of 104 amino acids. The record is from RefSeq and is a predicted model, not a curated record.